CCACCGCCUGCAUCACUUUAACGACCAGCUUCCACCAACUCCGCGAGCCUGACCGACGCUGCCCGGCCGCAGAAUGCACGGGGGAAAAAGAGGACUGGUGGCACCACAGAACACUUUUUUGGAGAAUGUUGUCCGUCGCUCAAGUGAGAACAGUUUUUUGCUGGGGAAUGCGCAGAUCGUGGAGUGGCCUAUAGUUUACAGUAAUGACGGAUUCUGCAAGCUCUCUGGUUACCACAGGGCAGAGGUCAUGCAGAAGAGCAGCACAUGCAGUUUCAUGUACGGCGAGCUGACAGACAAGAAGACAAUAGACAAAGUCAGACAGACCUUUGAUAACUAUGAGUCCAAUUGCUUUGAAGUGCUGCUCUAUAAGAAGAACAGAACACCUGUAUGGCUCCAUAUGCAGGUGGCCCCCAUCAGGAACGAGAAUGAUAAGGUGGUCCUGUUCCUCUGCACUUUCAAGGAUAUCACUGUCUUCAAGCAGCCCAUAGAAGAUGAGACCACCAGAGGAUGGACCAAGUUUGCCAGGCUGACCAGGGCAUUAACCAACAGCCGAGGUACGGUUCAGCAGCUCACCCCCAUGAACAAGACUGAAGUCAGUCACAAGCAUUCACGACUGGCAGAGGCUCUUCAACUGGGCUCCGACAUUCUCCCUCAAUAUAAGCAAGAGGCUCCUAAAACUCCACCUCAUAUUAUAUUGCACUACUGCACCUUUAAGACCACUUGGGACUGGGUUAUUCUCAUCCUCACCUUCUACACAGCCAUCAUGGUGCCCUACAAUGUGUCUUUUAAGACCAAGCAGAACAACCUGGUGUGGUUGGUACUGGACAGCGUGGUGGAUGUCAUCUUCCUAGUGGAUAUUGUGUUGAACUUUCAUACAACUUUUGUGGGACCUGGAGGAGAGGUCAUAUCUGACCCAAAGCUUAUACGCAUGAACUACUUGAAGACCUGGUUUGUCAUAGACCUGCUGUCCUGUCUACCCUAUGACAUCAUCAAUGCCUUUGAAAACGUGGAUGAGGACACCUUUGUAGACUCCUCUGCUGUGGGUCACUUGCCAUCUGCAGGCCAUUCUCCACGAAACGCCACACGUGCGGAGGAUUCAGUGCUGCCCGGUCUCAGCAGUCUGUUCAGCUCAUUGAAAGUGGUGCGUUUACUCCGCCUGGGUCGAGUUGCUCGCAAACUGGACCACUAUCUGGAAUAUGGUGCUGCUGUGUUGGUUUUGCUGGUGUGUGUCUUUGGCCUGGUGGCACAUUGGCUGGCCUGCAUCUGGUACAGCAUUGGAGAUUACGAGGUCAUCGAUGAAGCCACCAAUAGCCUCAAGACGGACAGCUGGCUUUAUCAGUUAGCCAUUAGCAUUGGGACGCCGUACCGCUAUAACGCCAGCGGCUCAGGCCAUUGGGAAGGUGGACCAAGCAAACACACGCUCUACAUUUCAUCUCUCUAUUUCACCAUGACCAGUCUCACCACUAUUGGCUUUGGCAACAUUGCACCAACCACUGACGGGGAGAAGAUCUUCUCUGUGGCCAUGAUGAUGGUGGGCUCUCUUCUGUACGCAACCAUCUUUGGAAACGUGACCACCAUCUUUCAGCAGAUGUACACCAACACCAACCGCUACCAUGAGAUGCUGAACAACGUGAGAGACUUUCUGAAGCUCUAUCAGGUGCCUAAAGGGCUGAGCGAGAGGGUUAUGGACUACAUCGUGUCCACGUGGGCCAUGACUAAAGGCAUAGACACAGAGAAGGUUCUGUCCAUUUGUCCUAAAGACAUGCGGGCAGACAUCUGCGUGCACCUGAACCGGCAGGUGUUCAAUGAGCACCCUGCUUUCCGGCUGGCCAGUGACGGCUGCCUGCGCUCUUUGGCGGUGGAGUUUCAGACCACACACUGCGCUCCAGGAGAUCUCAUCUUCCAUGCCGGUGAGAGUGUGGACACCCUGUGCUUCGUCGUGUCUGGAUCGCUGGAGGUCAUUCAGGAUGAUGAAGUUAUUGCCAUUCUAGGUAAGGGCGAUGUGUUUGGUGACGUGUUCUGGAAGGAGUCGUCUCUGGCUCAUGCCUGUGCAAACGUGAGGGCCCUGACAUACUGCGACCUGCACGUCAUCAGGAGAGACGCAUUACUCAAAGUGCUGGAGUUUUACACGGCCUUCGCUAACUCCUUUUCCAGAAACCUCAUCCUCACCUGCAACCUCCGCAAGCGGAUUGUUUUCCGCAAGAUUGCAGAUGUAAAGAAGGAGGAAGAAGAGAGGAGACACCAAAAGAAUGAGGUGACAUUGUCUAUCCCUGUGGACCAUCCUGUCCGCAAGCUCUUCCAAAAAUUCAAACAGCAAAAGGAGAUGCGCACACAAGGUCCAUCCCAGUAUGACCUGGAGAGGAACCAGUUUCAGGUAGAACACCACCUCCAUCCGCUGUCCCACCAGCUUCAUCAGCAGCAAUAUCAGCCCCAGUACCAGGGACAUCAUUCCCUUCAACACCAACACGUGGCCCCUAUGCAAAAUGGGGCCCCUGGCUCGGGAAAUGGUAAUGGUGGUUCUUGUGUCGUGACUGUCUCACAAAUAACCCCAAUACAGAGUGCCCUAGCCUACGCUCAGACUGAGGAAACGAACAUGAGUGAAGGUCAUGAGGCUAUGGAGCUCAAGCCCAACUUUGGUGCAGAGGACUCGAAUUGUCUAAAGGUAACAAGUCCUGUGAAACCCAGAGCAGGAAAGGGACGAGGCUGGAUGCGUUUCCAUAACAUUGCAUCCGGAUCAUCUCCAAUGCUUCCACUGGAAUUAGAGAAACAGCCACAGCAGAAGGAAGAGGAGUGGGGGGAUGUAUCUCAGCCCCUGAAUGCAAUCUCAGAGGACAGGAAGGGCCAGGAAGCAGAGGGUGGUGGGUCCCAGAAAGAGGGUCCCAGUGGAAACAGUAACAGUAGCGAGGAGACUGAUGAGAAUAGUGCCCUACACAAGACUGAUUCUUGUGACAGUGGAAUCACAAAGAGUGACUUGCGUAUUGACCGAGUAGGGGAUUCGCGUAGCCCUUAUGAUAGGUGCUCAAUGGAAAGGAGCCCUUUUGAUCAGCCUAGUCCAGGAGUGGUAGACGUGACUCUUCGGGGGAUUCACUUUCAGCCUGUUCCAGACCAGGCUGUGCUUCAGAACAGCUUGUACGAGGCAAAGCAGGAACUGAAAGGUGACAUCCAGACAUUAAACAGCCGACUAGCGGCUCUGGAGGACCAGGUAGGGGAGAUUUUAAGACUUCUCUCCGAAAAAAGGAAACCUUCUCCACCUUCCCAGACCUCCUCGCCAAAAACCACACUUGAGUGCCAGGACAUAUUUGCUGUUUCUCAGCCCGUCACUCCAGAGACGGAGGGCGAUGAUGGGCCGCUUUGAAUUAGGAGAAAUAUAUUUAGAUAUUGAUAUGCUGUUUUUAUUUAUCACUUGCCCUUCCUCUCACUCAGG
Molecule: messenger RNA, 3424 nt
Organism: Danio rerio (zebrafish)
Lineage: Eukaryota; Metazoa; Chordata; Actinopteri; Cypriniformes; Danionidae
Gene: kcnh5a
Product: potassium voltage-gated channel, subfamily H (eag-related), member 5a
Biological process (GO): monoatomic ion transport; monoatomic ion transmembrane transport; potassium ion transport
Cellular component (GO): membrane
Molecular function (GO): monoatomic ion channel activity; voltage-gated potassium channel activity
Source: RefSeq, marked provisional